This is a messenger RNA of Daphnia carinata, 1444 nucleotides long. Its product is annotated as L-allo-threonine aldolase-like. Gene Ontology annotation, molecular function: L-allo-threonine aldolase activity. The transcript has 8 exons. The record is from RefSeq and is a predicted model, not a curated record. Gene Ontology annotation, cellular component: cytosol. The coding region runs from base 9 to 1274 and encodes 421 amino acids. NCBI's taxonomy places the organism in Eukaryota, Metazoa, Arthropoda, Branchiopoda, Diplostraca, Daphniidae. Gene Ontology annotation, biological process: glycine biosynthetic process; L-threonine catabolic process.
AGUUUAAAAUGUCAAUCCGCAGCAGGUGUUUACUCUUUUGCCGAUCGUUAUCGAGAGUGAAAGUCAAAACUCAGUCUACAUUUGCCACAAUAGCCACACCUAAAAUGUCUGCAGUUAUGACAGGGUAUGGAAACACAAAGCUGAUAUCUGGAACUGAAGUUCCUUUAGGAGCCACCGUGAUUGAUUUCCGUAGUGACACAGUAACAAAACCAAGUAUAGAAAUGAGGACAGCAAUGAUGCAUGCAGAUGUUGGAGAUGAUGUCUAUGGCGAAGACCCUACCGUCACUGAAUUGCAGAGCCUGGCAGCAAAACUAUUGGGAAAAGAAGCUGCCUUGUAUGUUCCAUCAGGAACCAUGUCUAACUUGAUUGCCCUCUUGACACAUUGUAAAUUGCGAGGAAGUGAAGCAAUUGUUGGGGAUGAGAGUCACAUUCUACAUUAUGAACAAACUGGAGCAGCCCAAUUUGGAGGAAUUAAUCUUCGCCCUGUCCGAACAUUUUCGAAUGGCAGCUUAGACCUGGAUGAAGUAAGGAGGAAAAUACGUAACAGUAAAGAUGCCCACCAAUCCCACUCGGUUUUGCUUUGUGUUGAAAAUACUCACAACCGUUGCGGUGGUAGGAUUGUUCCACACGAUUGGACUUUAAAGGCAGGCCGAUUGGCCAGAGAAAAUGAAAUGAAAUUUCAUUUAGAUGGAGCACGAAUUUUCAACGCUGCUGUUGCUUCAGGCGUCUCCGCGUCAGAAUUGGUGGAACCCUUUGAUUCCAUAUCAAUAUGUCUCAGCAAAGGAUUAGGUGCUCCUGUUGGUUCACUGCUUGUUGGAUCGAAAGCUUUCAUCAACGAGGCCCAUCGCUGUCGAAAAGCUCUUGGAGGUGGAAUGCGCCAGGCGGGUAUCUUGGCCGCAGCCGGCAUUUUGUCAUUGCAAAAUGGACCAACUAGGCUAGCACAAGAUCAUGUCUUCACUAAGCAAUUGGCAGUUACAGCUCAAGAGGUUGGUAAGGGCAUCGUGGAAGUUGAUUUAGAAAGUGUGGAAACGAAUAUGGUUAUGUUAAAAGUCAAUAUUGAAACGGGUGUUACUCCGAGUUCACUUGUAACAAGACUCGCUACUACGACCGACAAGGAAAAAGAGAUAAUUGGUCAAGAUAUCCGUUUGCUGGCUUACCCAAUGACUGAAUUGAACGUAAGGAUCGUUGUCCAUUGCAACCAUACUUCCGAAGAUAUUAAACUGGCUCAAGAUAAAUUAAGAUUCGUCUUGGGAGAACUGCAAGGUAACGUUUAGUACGCUGAAGAACAAGUCUUUAUUCCGUGUACCGUACCAUACCAUUACAAACGUACAUACAUACGAUAUGCAUAGUAAGAUUGUAGAGUGAAAAUUUGCGGAGGAAUAUUCCCGUUGUAACAGGCUUCAUUCGUCUUCUGUUCAUGUACAAAAAUAAAUGAAUUAAUAAC